Penicillium canescens is the source of this 1326-nucleotide messenger RNA. RefSeq names its product M20 family metallopeptidase. The record is from RefSeq and is a predicted model, not a curated record. The transcript has a single exon. Lineage: Eukaryota; Fungi; Ascomycota; Eurotiomycetes; Eurotiales; Aspergillaceae. Bases 1 to 1326 code for a protein of 441 amino acids. Gene Ontology annotation, molecular function: hydrolase activity.
AUGAAGUUCUCUUCAUACCUUGCAGCCGCGGCUGCUAUCACUGGCGUGAAGGCUUCUCCGCACCCCGCACCUGCGCAACAGGAACCCUUGGGAGCACCAUCCACGCCGUCACAGCCAAUCUACAGCCAGACCGGUGCAGAAGAUAUAAUCAAAAACUCACCUCUACUAUCAUUCCACCGAGACUUGGUCGAGAUUGAGUCAAUCUCCGGCAACGAGCACGAUGUCGGCCUCUUCGUCGCAAAGUUCCUAGAGGCCCGGAACUUCACCGUCGUGAAGCAGGAGGUGCCUCCGCUGAAGGGCCAUGAAAGCCCAAAGACAAGAUACAACAUCUACGCAUAUCCUGACUCGCAUUCGGAGCCUCCUGCCAUCCUUCUCACGAGUCAUAUCGAUACUGUCCCGCCUUUCAUCCCCUACUCGGUACAUCGCCCUCAAUCCGAUGAGUCCGGCAGCUUUGACUCCGAAAAUCUCGUCCUGGCUGGCCGCGGUACCGUUGAUGCUAAGGGCAGCGUUGCAGCGCAGAUCUUCGCUACACUUGAAACGCUGAACGAACAACCCAACGCAAAGCUGGGCCUUCUCUUCGUCGUCGGCGAGGAAGUCGGCGGUGAUGGAAUGAAGGUCUUCUCCGACUCGAAAUAUAACAGAGACAGCACCUACCACACCCUUGUCUUUGGUGAACCCACCGAAGCAGCCCUGGUCUCCGGCCACAAGGGCAUGCUCGGCUUCGAGGUCUUCGCUCACGGCUCUGCCGCGCACUCGGGCUACCCAUGGCUUGGCCGCAGUGCCGUCUCAGCAAUCCUGCCCGCGCUGUCUCGCGUCGAUCAGCUAGGAAACAUCCCCACAAAGGAGGGCGGUCUUCCAUCUUCCCCAAAGUACGGAAACACGACGCUGAACGUUGGUGUUGUCCGCGCUGGUGUUGCGACUAACGUUGUUCCCGCUGAGGCCUAUGCUGAUGUCUCUGUUCGUCUUGCUGCUGGUACACCCGACGAGGCCCGUGAGAUUAUCAAGCGCGCUGUUGAAGAUGCCUCCCGUGAUGUGGAUGCGGAGGUUGUUGUGGACUUCGGCUCGCAUGGCGAGUCUUAUGAGCCUCAGGAUCUUGAUGUGGACGUUGAGGGUUUUGAUGUCACUACCGUAAACUAUGGUACCGAUGUUCCGAAUUUGUCUGUUCGGUCUGGCGUUAAGCGCUACCUUUAUGGCCCUGGCAGUAUCUUCGUUGCUCAUGGUGACCAUGAGGCCCUGAGCGUGCGCCAAAUUAAGGACGCCGUUAGUGGAUUCAAGAAGCUGAUCCAGGCUGCUUUGGAUAGAGAGGAGCAGGGCCUUGCCGUAUAA